AUGCCAAGUACACAGAGUCAAGGUGAACCACUGACUCCUUACGAUCCAGAAUUAAAUAGAACUUUGCGAAGGAUGAAUUAUCAAGGGGUCCCAGUCAAUCCUAUCGCAAGAAAUCUAGGUGAUGGAGUUGAGUUGCAGCCUCAUAGGGUUAAUUAUGAGAAUGCUAAAAAUCAAGGUGGUAAUCUAUUGGGAUAUGCAUUGAGGAUACAAAAUCCACUAGAACUGAGGCUGCGUGAUAACUAUAGGGUCGACUUCAAUGCCACUGCUUAUGAAGGACCUAUUGUUCUACCUCCGGGACAUACAUUUGUGGUGACGAGCAGUCUAAUGCAGAUGCUCACAGCGAGGGGUUUGUUCUCUGGUAUGGCAUCGGAGGAUCCACAUGGGCAUAUGGCCAAGUUGAGGAGUGUUUGCAAGAGUUGCGUGGGUCGACCGAAUUUAGACAUGAAUGUCAUUGGGUUGAGAGUCUUUCCUCUAUCAUUGACCGGAGAUGCUGCUGUAUGGUUUACUGAGCUUCAUUAUAACUCAAUUCACACAUGGGAUCAAUUGUAUAAAGUGUUCAUGGAAAAAUACUUCCCAGUGUCAAAGAAGCUGAACCACAAAGAUAAACUCAACAACUUCACAGCACUUCCUGGAGAGUCUGUGAGUAGUUCAUGGGACAAGUUCACUGCUUUCAUAAGAAGUGUUCCAAAUCACCGUAUUGAUGAUGAGUCACUGAAGGAGUAUUUCUAUAGAGGCCAGGAUGAUAAUGGUAAGGUUGUGCUUGAUACUAUCGCAGGAGGAUCAUAUGGUGAGUGCACUUUUAAGGAGAUCGCUGAGAAACUGGAGAAGAUUUCUCGAAAUAAUAAAGCAUGGAGCACUCGAAAGUCAGACAUUGGAAGAAGUACUUUUGCAGUUCAAUCUGCACCUAGUCAAUCUGCCGAUGAUAUUCGUGAGGAGAUGGCCCAGAUGAGGAUAGAACUUGGGUUGGUGUUGAAGCAUGUGAGCAGAGUGACUGCUCAAACGGGGGGUUUUCGAGAUAAUGGCCAAGGUUUUGAUUCGGAUAGUUGGUGCCAAGGUCAAAGAAACCAAGGUUGGAACUGUGGAAACUACAAUCGAGAGGGUCAUUAUGUCCGGGAUGGGAACAACAAUCGUGAUAACAACUUCAAUCGGAACAACUAUGGGAACAAAAAUAAUAUGGAUAGGCCAUAUGUUCCCCCUCAAAAUUGGGAAUCUGGUAAUAGGGAAGCUGGGGGUAAUAUGUCACGUAUUGAGGAUAUGAUGCAGAAGAUACUGAAGAGGUUUGAUUUGAAUGAUGAGAAUGUGAAGGAGAUGCGAAAUAAAUUGUCUGGAAUCGGUCAAAAAGUUGAUGCCCUUGCAGUGUUGAUCAAGCAACUUGAGAAGCAGAUGAAUCACUUGUCCACUACAGUCAAUCCACGUUAG
Solanum stenotomum is the source of this 1419-nucleotide messenger RNA. RefSeq lists its product as uncharacterized. Lineage: Eukaryota; Viridiplantae; Streptophyta; Magnoliopsida; Solanales; Solanaceae. The transcript is spliced from 2 exons. The record is from RefSeq and is a predicted model, not a curated record. The coding region runs from base 1 to 1419 and encodes 472 amino acids.